Messenger RNA from Hypomesus transpacificus, 4546 nucleotides. Its product is annotated as nuclear receptor subfamily 4 group A member 2-like. The transcript is spliced from 8 exons. Gene Ontology annotation, molecular function: zinc ion binding; RNA polymerase II cis-regulatory region sequence-specific DNA binding; nuclear receptor activity. Gene Ontology annotation, cellular component: transcription regulator complex; nucleus. Gene Ontology annotation, biological process: dopaminergic neuron differentiation; central nervous system neuron differentiation; cellular response to corticotropin-releasing hormone stimulus. The coding region runs from base 241 to 2016 and encodes 591 amino acids. Lineage: Eukaryota; Metazoa; Chordata; Actinopteri; Osmeriformes; Osmeridae. The record is from RefSeq and is a predicted model, not a curated record.
CUUGGCCACUCUGCUGGCAAGUCGCAAAGCUGCUCGGUCACAAACCCAGUUCCUUUCCAAAAUCGCUUUCCUGGAUAGUUGGCUAUUGCGUGCAUGGAAGGUGUUUUUCCUCCAUAAAUUUGUUAUUAUGAUUUUACGGAGUACACUGUAAGAUUAUAUGAUUUAUAGGGAGAUUCAAGUGGGGAUUUAGAGCAUCACUCCUGAAAUACCUAACCAGAAAUCAUUUGAUUUUAAGAAACAAUGCCUUGCGUUCAGGCUCAGUGCGGCUCAUCCCCUCAAGGAGCCAGCCCAGCUUCCCAGAGCGCAAGCAUCCACUCCGCCGAGGAACGCAGCUGCGACUUCUUGACGCCGGAGUUUGUCAAAUUCAGCAUGGACCUCACUAAUACUGAAAUCGCAGCCACCACCUCUCUUCCGAAUUUCGGCGCUGUGAUGGACAGUUAUAAUUCUAGCUACGACGUCAAGUCGCCCUGUUUGUUUCAAAUGUCCGUUCCGGGAGAACAGGCUUACGUGAAAGUUGAGGAUGUCCCUGUGCAUGGAUACCACCAUCCAGCCCACCAUCAACUACACCAGUCCAACGAAGUGCUCACUUCCCCCGGAUCUGCGUACUACAAGUCACCGUCGCCACAGACACCAACCACAACUCAUUUUCAAAGUCCAGCCAGCCAUGCCGGCCUAUGGGACGACUCGGGACACCGGUGCAGCUUCCAUCAGGAUUAUUUGACCGUGGCGCACAGAAUGGACCAAUGCAAAAACGCUCUAUCCAGAUUUUCCUUGUUUUCUUUAAAGCAAUUCCAACCUGGCCACUCCUCGUCUACUUGUCAAAUGAGAUUUGACGGUUCUCUCCACGUGGAUACACCGUGCGCGCAUCAUUUACUGGAGAGUCAGGGUAUCUUUGGAGCCAGCGGGCUGCGGAAACAACACGGCGUAGUGUUUCCUUCAAUCCAACUUGGUCACGGACACCACUUUAUGGAUAAUCAGGUUCCUUCGCCGCCGAGUCGGGGACCCCCCAGUAAUGAUGGAUUGUGCGCGGUGUGUGGAGAUAAUGCUGCAUGCCAACACUACGGCGUGCGCACCUGUGAAGGCUGCAAGGGAUUCUUUAAGCGCACGGUCCAGAAAAACGCCAAAUACGUUUGUUUAGCUGGUAAAAACUGCCCUGUGGAUAAACGAAGGAGAAAUAGAUGUCAAUAUUGCCGCUUCCAAAAGUGCCUUGUUGUGGGAAUGGUGAAGGAAGUGGUUAGGACGGCGAAUUUGAAGGGUCGGCGAGGUCGGUUACCUUCCAAACGUCCACCGGAUUCGUCUCCACCUGUCAACAUCCUAAAUGCGCUCGUGAGUGCCCAUGUGGAGUCCAACCCCUCUCUGUCACGACUCGACUACUCCAACUUUCAAGUUAACCCCGACGGCCCAGCUGGAGAUGACGUGCAGCACAUACAGCAGUUCUAUGACGUCUUGACCAUCGCCAUGGACAUCAUUCGUGGUUGGGCGCAAAAUAUACCAGGGUUUAUCGACCUAACACAACAGGAUCAAGAUCUUCUCUUCGAAUCUGCGUUCUUGGAGCUCUUCGUCCUGCGCCUGGCAUACAGGUCCGACCCAAAGGACGGAAAGCUAAUAUUUUGCAAUGGACUUGUUUUGCACCGGUUCCAGUGCAGGCGAGGCUUUGGAGAGUGGGUUGAUACCAUCAUGGAGUUCUCUUCUAAUCUGCAAGACAUGAAAAUAGACGUUCCAACUUUCUCUUGUAUAGCCGCUUUGGCCAUCGUGACAGAGAGACACGGAUUAAAGGAACCGAGGAGAGUGGAAGAACUUCAAAGUAAGAUAGUGAAGUGCUUGAAGGACCAACUAAAUAUAAACGAUGCAGAGCUUUGUCAACCACAUCAUUUAUCAAAACUGUUGGAAAAACUACCUGAACUUCGCACGCUGUGUACUCAGGGUUUGCAACGGAUUUUCUACUUGAAGCUGGAAGACUUGGUCCCUCCACCCGCUAUCAUAGACAAGCUAUUCCUCGAUACUUUGCCCUUUUAAAAACCAUGCGGACCUUUACACUGCGUUGUAUAUAACACACUUUAAAAUUGUCAAUCAUAAUAUGUAUAUAUUGUAUAUAACCUUUUUUUAAACCAGCAUCCUACUUUUUAUUUUCCUAUCUGAUCCCUCUCUGUUUUAUCUAGCCUAGUUGAUGUUGUUGCCAUUACGAAAGGUCAAUGUACAUAAAUAAUAUUUGACUUGUAAAAGUCUUGCAUUAUAUCUGCAUGGGCCCAAAUGUGAUGUGAUUCAUACUGGCCUGUAAAUGUAUGUCCUUAAACACCACUGUGGUAUUUACAUGCUGUACAUUGGACGUGUAGCCUGUUACCUAUAUCCCUAAAAUCCUGUUGUUUCUUUAUUUCGUUAAAAUGUCAUUGUUACGACCAAAUGUAAGCUUUUGCAAAAGAGAAUACAUUAACCCAAAGCAAUCCGAAAUGUUUUGCUCUAUUUUAAGUUAAAAUAUAAUUAUUUAUUGGAAAACAUUAAAUAGUUGACAAGCUCUACCAACUGCUUUUCUCUGAACUGCUUUGAUACUGUUGUGUACAAAUGCUUCAAGUUUGUUGUCUGAGCUUAUGUUUUGGUUCGUGAACAUUAAUGUUCAAGCUGAAUCAAUUCAGGUUGUCAAAAGAAAUUAGACAAAAUAAAAUUAUGUCGAAGGCACAUUUUACUGCGAUGGCUUAUCAACCAGCUUUCGUUCUGAAUUUACAGUUUUAAGUUAGUGAGUCCCUAAAAUCAAUAUUUUGUGUAUGGCUUUGGAGGUAAAGAUGUAAUUAAAUUUACAUUCACCCUAGUCUUUUAAUUUACCUUGAAUUUAUGGACAACAUAUGUUGAUAAGGAAGUUGUGAAUGAACAAAUCGUUAUGAAUACAAAUGCAUAUGAAAGGUUACCAAAUAAUGCACAUCUGCGAUCGUCCUGCUGCAGUAAAGAACGUAAAAAGAACAUUAUUAUUAUCUUAAUCAUAAGGAUUUGGACCGAAUGACAUUUAAAAACCUCUCGAGAGUUUUGACAUUAAAGGAACGGAUUUCCAGUCACAGUUUUUACCAUAACAACAAAGCCAAGUGAUUUAAGUUGCAAAUAUGCGGAAAUAAUUUUGAUGGAUAUACAUUAGUAUAUUUGACCUGACAUUUACCCCUUCGUAUGUUCCGAUUUCCUCUUAAAUCGUUCUCCUCAUAAACAUGGUGAGAAGUUUUUGUAUGCAACACGGAACGCUAUGCAGGUGUAAGAUGCGCCUGGUCCAAUAUGACAUCUCCUCUGCCUUGUGUUGAAACUGAAGUAUUGAUUAAUCGGCUGUAAAAGGUCUCACAAAAACGAUUAUGCUCACAAGAGGGUUUAAUAGGCUGGAGAUCAAUGGAGUUGCAGCUCUGUGCACCCAGCUGUCAUGCUGCCUGAAAUGCUAAGAUUAAAUUAAUCAAUACUAUUUGUGAAAUGCCAAAUUGUGGAUGAUGAGUGGCAGGAACCGUUCCCAGAUGUCAAAUCACAUACCAUGACUUAACAUUUGGGGUGUGUGUGUGUUUGUGUGUGCAAUUGUGUGUGUGUUUAUUUAUGGUUAAUUGAGAGGGUGUGACCAUCUGUACCAUGACCACUCAACAACCCACCUAUCAACUAUAACUAUUUUAUAGCAUAAUCACAUUUUUGAUUCUUGAAUUACCCUUCAAGUGCCAAUUCACUCUGAUCUCUAUCUACAGAGCAGGCAUUUUCUGGGGUCAGAAAAUGUCUAUGGAGGUGUUGGACGAGGUUUGAUCUCAGUGUGGAGCCUGCCUCAGAGCAGUUAAAUCCUUUAUCGCUGCUAUCCCAGAUAGCCCAGCAGCUCAGACCACCAUAGGCCAGCCUAUAUACUCCCUCUCAACGAUCAUUGGACAAAUCCAGUGUAUGUUAUGUCUGUUGAAGGGCCAAACUGAGAGCAUUUCAUUUUUGUAUGGCUGUCACAGGGCUCAGUCCAAGAGGGGAUGGACUGGAACCCAAAGUACCGUGUUCCCUGCAUGGCCUUCCUUUUGACGCAGUGUCGAGUUUCCCAAAAGUAGUGAUGGUGUUUCUAUCCAAACUGCACAAUGCAGCCUUGAAAUAUUCUAUCAAGGUCAGCCAAAACAGAAAGGACAGAAGACAAGCUUUAUGUUAGUGUUGGUCAUUAAUAGAAUAGAUUACAAUUACCACACUUGGUAGGCCAAAUCCUGAUAUUAGGAUUAUUUCUUGUCUAUAGGACAAUAGGCUGUUUAGCUCUUGAAAUGUAAUAACUGGGGGGAACACUGUGGGACAGUGGGAAAAUCAACUGACCAUAUAACACUAUCCCAUCCCUCCUAGGUAACAGAUUUGCUGUCAUUACGAUACUGAUCCACUGUCAUAAAACUGUCAUCUAUCAAGUCCUGAGUCUGAAUUCUCAAAAUGUGAGAUUGUGGAAGAAUUCCUAUCACAUCAUUCCACAUGUGGUAUAUUCUUAUGAAAUGCUACAGUAUAUGUUCUUUUCACCUUGCAAGAUUGUGCCCACAUCUCCCCCCCCCAAUUAUUUAAAUGUAAUUAUGAGACCUAUUAGACAUAU